Molecule: messenger RNA, 1036 nt
Organism: Arachis ipaensis
Lineage: Eukaryota; Viridiplantae; Streptophyta; Magnoliopsida; Fabales; Fabaceae
Molecular function (GO): nucleic acid binding; ATP binding
Source: RefSeq, a predicted model, not a curated record
ACAGAUUCUUAUUUCUCUUCGUUUGCAGAGGUGUCCACCAAGAGUAAUCCCUGUAGCUGUUAGAGGUUUUGGAACAACCUCCCAAUCAAGUGCCAAGCUUCUUCCUGGAGCUGAUUGUGCUAAUGGUCUUGCAUCCCCAAGGGAUUUCCUUGUUCCUACAGCAUGGUAUGAAGAUAAAUUCAAUCCUGGGUACACUAUAGUGCAGAAUUUUGGUGGUGAACUAUUUGUUGCAGUCCUGGAUUUUUCUCCCUUCAAUGUUGUUGCUUGGCAUGGUAAUUAUGUUCCAUACAAGGUUGGUUUGCAAUGGAUGCUUUCUUUGUACAAUAACAAGUUGAAUAGAAUUUUGGCGGAUGAGAUGGGUCUUGGAAAAACUGUGCAGGUUAUGGCAUUGAUUGCAUACUUCAUGGAAUUUAAAGCAAACUAUGGCCCGCUUCUUAUAAUAGUACCGAAUGCUGUUUUAGUUAACUGGAAGAGCAAGUUUUAUAAUUGGCUACCAUCUGUAUCGUGCAUUUUUUAUGUUGGAAGCAAGGAUCAACGGUCAAAAUUGUUUUCACAAGUAAGCAUGCCUUAUCUUAUUCAUACAUGUAGGGGGAGUGCUUCAUCUUCACUGCCAAUUUCCUUUUCUGUUACAUUUUUGCAGGAGCUGAUGAGCAAGAAAGUACCAAGAACAAAAGAAGAACUCCUUGAACUCAAUGGCAUGAGCAAGGCCAAGGUAAGCAAUUACGGUGAUCAGAUACUGGAAACCAUUGAAAAUACUAUUAAUGAGUAUUACAAGUUGGAUAAAAGCAUCAAUGGCAGUGCUGAUUCUGCAAAAAGGAGACGAGAUGCAAAUGGAGGUCUAGAUAGAACUAUGAAAAUGUUGGAAUGAUUUGUAGCAAAUUUAUUGAGCAUCUCUAGGAAAACUCCCAAUGUAAUAGAACUAACAAUAUUUCUUAGCUUGAUACUUUGUAUAGGAGUCAUUAUUUUUUAUUUGUAAUACUAAAAAAUCAUAUAUUAUGUUUAAUACUUUGAGUUAUAUAAUAUUUUGUGUAUGGAU